Etheostoma spectabile (orangethroat darter) is the source of this 1357-nucleotide messenger RNA. Its product is annotated as C-type mannose receptor 2. The record is from RefSeq and is a predicted model, not a curated record. Lineage: Eukaryota; Metazoa; Chordata; Actinopteri; Perciformes; Percidae. The transcript is spliced from 4 exons. Bases 326 to 1270 code for a protein of 314 amino acids.
AAGACACAGAGGGGACGACCCAGAGCAGAGACCAGAAGACACAGAGAGGACGACCCAGAGCAGAGACCAGAAGACACAGAGAGGACGACCCAGAGCAGAGACCAGAAGACACAGAGAGGACGACCCAGAGCAGUGUCCUGUCUGAAGACACAGAGAGGACGACCAAGAGCAGCGUCCUGUCUGAAGACACAGAGAGGACGACCCAGAGCAGCGUCCUGUCUGAAGACACAGAGAGGACGACCCAGAGCAGCGUCCUGUCUGAAGACACAGAGAGGACGACCCAGAGCAGAGACCAGAAGACACAGAGAGGACGACCCAGAGCGAGAUGGACAGACUUCUUCUGCUCAUCAUGGCUGCAUCAGGGCUGAGUGCUGUCUCAUCAGCUGCUGGACGUCAGUACUAUUUUGUGUAUGACAGGAAGAACUUUACUGAAGCCCAGAGAUACUGCAGAGAGAAACACACAGACCUGGUCUCUGUAGACCACAUGGAGGUCAUGAAGAUCCUGAACAACACCGCAGAUCUAGACCACAUGGUCUACUCCAAGAACAGCUACAGAGCCUGGAUAGGACUGUCCCGGGACAGCUGGAGGUGGUCCCUGUCAGACCCAGGUUUCUACAGACCCGGGGAGACGGACUUCAGACGAUGGUACCCAGGAAAACCAAACAGUGGAUACUGCACAGGGUUGGCUCCUGAUGGAUACUGGGACGACUACGAUUGUGACAACACAGAUGCAUAUUCACUCUGCUCAGAUGUCAGAGGGUCAAAUGUCACUUUUGUCCUCGUCACUUCCUCCUAUGUGUCAUGGACUAGAGCCCAGAACUACUGCAGAACCCACCACACAGACCUGGCCAGUGUGAGAAACAUGGCAGAGAACCAGAAGAUACAGGGGAUGCUAAGACAGACAGUCUGGAUCGGCCUCUUCAGGGACCCCUGGAAGUGGUCUGAUGGAAGUUCCUCCUCAUUCAGCUUCUGGAAGACCGGGCAACCUGAUAACAAGAACCCGAACCAGACCUGCGUGGCUGCAGACUUCAGCCAAUCAGGAGCCUGGGAGGGCUGGCCAUGUGACAUGGAGAGAGCGUUCAUUUGCUACGGUCCAGGUGAGUGGUACGGUCCAGGUGAGUGGUACGGUCCAGGUGAGUGGUACGGUCCAGGAGAGUGGUACGGUCCAGGUGAGUGGUACGGUCCAGGUGAGUGGUACGGUCCAGGUGAGUGGUACGGUCCAGGUGAGUGGUACGGUCCAGGAGAGUGGUACGGUCCAAGUGAGCCUUGAUGCUCAAUUCAGAUUUUUUUAUCCGACUGAACGCAUCAGACUCAGGUAUAUUAUAAAAAAGUAAUUUAUACUGCAUCUAUCUAUCUA